CGACGAACGACAGCACGUCCGACUACCAAAAGUAUCAAAACGUUGCAAUUAAUUUUAAACUUUAUGUGCAGAGUUUAAUGUAGAAAAUCAGUCUUGAGUUUUGAUUGGAAGUAAUAUAUUUUGUGUAUUUUCUACAGGCAGCAGUCGCGCAGUGAGUGAAUUUUAUUUAAAAUACUUUGUUUUUGUUUAGUUUUCGUUGUGGGUGGCUAUUUAUAAAUAUCCAAAAAUUAAAUACUGACCGAGCGAGCUUAAAGAGUACAGGCUAAAAGUUGUUUACCUGCAGAUAAUAAAGGCUAAUUAAUCAACAUGAGUCCCCGAAAAGGUUUCCAGUUUGCCAUAGACAGAGGAGGUACUUUCACAGAUGUUUAUGCUCGCUGCCCCAAUGGAAAAGUUAAAGUGAUGAAACUGUUAUCUGUAGAUCCUCAAAACUAUGAUGAUGCUCCAAGAGAAGCUAUUAGGAGAAUUUUACAUGAGGAAACUGGAAAUGCACUGGAUAAAAAUGGUAAAGUAAACUCUUCUUUGAUAGAGUCAAUACGCAUGGGCACGACAGUAGCCACAAAUGCACUCCUCGAGAGAAAAGGAGCCAAGAUGGCACUGGUCAUCAAUAAAGGGUUCAAGGACUUGCUGUUUAUAGGAAAUCAAGCUAGACCACAUAUUUUUCAGUUGAACAUCAAGAGACCCAGUGUCCUUUAUAAAGAAGUAGUUGAAGUGGACUGCAGAGUUAUCCCAGCUUUGGAAGAAAGAUGCCAAAUGGAAAAGCCUGCAAACUGGAAAACAGUUGUCGGCACCACUGGUGAAAAGAUGUUAGUAAUCAAAAAUUUGGAUGAGGAAGCAGUGAGGAAAGAUUUGUUAAAGUUGAGAGAGAAAGGGAUAGAAAGUAUUGCUGUUGUACUCGCGCACAGUUACACUUACCAUGAUCAUGAGCUGAAAGUUGGAAAAAUAGCAUCUGACCUAGGCUUUUCUCAGGUGUCUCUCUCGCACGCGGUAACUUCCAUGGUCCGUAUGGCGCCACGUGGUUACACUGCUUCAGCAGAUGCUUACCUAACUCCCCAUAUUCGAGACUAUGUCAAAGGAUUCGCAGAUGGCUUCACUGAUGGACUGAGAGGCACCAAUGUGUUGUUCAUGCAAUCGGACGGCGGGCUAACACCCAUGAAUUUGUUUAACGGUUCCCGCGCCAUUUUGUCCGGUCCGGCUGGAGGGGUGGUGGGAUACGCGAUGACGUCAUACCAAAAGGAAACAAAACUACCAGUUAUAGGGUUCGAUAUGGGCGGUACUUCGACAGACGUCUCUCGAUACGCUGGAUCCCUGGAGCACGUGCAUGAAGCUACCACUGCUGGAGUCACUAUACAAGCUCCACAGCUAGAUAUUAACACAGUGGCGGCGGGUGGGGGUUCCAUGCUAUUCUUCAGAUCGGGGCUGUUCGUGGCAGGGCCGGAGUCAGCGGGGGCGGACCCAGGGCCCGCGUGUUACAGGAAGGGGGGCCCCCUAGCUGUUACCGAUGCCAACCUGUUACUGGGGCGCUUACUACCUGAAUACUUCCCCAAAAUCUUCGGUCCCAACGAGAACGAGCCGUUGGACCGCGCUGCGACGGAGUCUGCAUUCAGAGAGAUGACAAAUGAAAUAAAUGUAUUCUUGAAGCAGGAUGGAGCGAAGACGAUGACAAUGGAAGAGGUAGCCAUGGGUUUCAUAAAUGUUGCAAACGAAGCGAUGUGCAGACCUAUCAGAGCGUUGACAACGGCCCGUGGCUACGACGCGGCGCAACAUGCCCUGGCUUGUUUCGGGGGCGCGGGAGGCCAACACGCGUGCUCUGUCGCCAGGCAACUGGGUAUUACUACGGUGUUACUUCACAAAUAUGCGGGUAUCCUGUCAGCAUAUGGCAUGGCUCUGGCCCACGUGGUGCAUGAGGCUCAAACGCCAUGUGCUCUGAAAUACUGUCCAGAGAACUUUAAUGAGCUGGAUCGACAGUUAGAUGUAUUGUCAGCCGUGUGCAGAGACAAGCUUCGAGCACAGGGUUUCGAAAAAACUCAAAUAGUGACAGAGCCGUAUUUGCACCUGCGCUACGCGGGCACAGACUGCGCGCUGAUGGUGGCGCCAUCUGACAAGAAAACCUCCACCGCUUGUCGAUAUGGAGACUUUUAUGCUGCGUUUAUUGAUAGGUAUAAAAACGAGUUUGGCUUCACUCUAUCAUCUCGGGACGUACUUGUAGACGAUGUACGCGUACGUGGAGUGGGGAUGAGCCAAGUUCCAAGUGAAGUAGCGCCACCUAGCGGUAAAGAUGUUAAACCGACACCGGAAAAGGCAGUGAAAGUGUACUUCGACGGCGGCUAUCAAGACACUCAAGUGUACUUGCUACAGAAGUUAAUGCCAGAACAAGUUGUGCCAGGGCCGGCCAUCAUUAUGGACAGUCUGUCCACAAUACUCGUGGAACCAGAUUGUCGCGCGGAAAUAACCAAGUUUGGCGACAUUCGCAUCACCAUCGGGUCUGGAAAGCCUAAGGCGGUGACAACGGACCUAGACUCCAUACAGCUCAGUAUAUUCUCUCAUCGGUUCAUGUCGAUAGCGGAGCAAAUGGGGAGAGUUCUCCAAAGAACGUCUAUAUCAGUGAACAUCAAAGAACGGCUGGACUUUUCUUGCGCCUUGUUUGGCGCUGACGGCGGCUUAGUAUCCAACGCACCUCACAUUCCGGUACAUUUGGGCGCUAUGCAGGAAACGGUCCAAUAUCAGAUGAAAGUUCGCGGAGAUUCUAUGAAACCGGGUGAUGUUUUACUGGCGAACCACCCCAAGGCUGGGGGGUCCCAUUUGCCCGAUCUCACUGUCAUCACACCCGUGUUUUAUGGUUCGAACCCCCGCCCCAUAUUCUUCGUGGCGUCGCGUGGCCAUCACGCGGAUAUCGGCGGUUUGACUCCCGGCUCGAUGCCCCCGCACUCCACCAGUCUCACGCAAGAGGGCGCUGCUUUCAAGUCAAUGCUGCUUGUAGACGGGGGAAAGUUUAACGAAGACGAACUGACCAAGGAACUUAUGAAGCCCGGCAAAGAGCCCGGUUGUUCGGGCACAAGGAAUCUGGCUGACAAUCUGUCCGACUUGAAAGCACAAGUGGCUGCAAAUCAAAGGGGCAUCCAACUAGUAGGGGAGUUGAUAGAUCACUAUGGUCUCGAUGUGGUACAAGCUUAUAUGACGCACAUACAGAAGAACGCCGAGAUCGCAGUUAGAGAUAUGCUAAAGGAAAUAGCCAAGAACGCCCUCGCUAAGACCGGCUCGACCGUUCUCAAAGCCACCGAGUAUAUGGAUAACGGAACCCCUAUAAGUCUCACUGUCACAUUGGAUGAGAAGGAAGGCAGUGCUCUUUGUGACUUCACAGGCACCGGAGUAGAAGUUUGGGGAAAUUUAAACGCGCCGCGAGCUAUAACACUAUCGGCGUUGAUAUAUUGCCUUCGUUGUAUGGUUGGACAUGAUGUACCCUUGAACCAGGGCUGCCUGAACCCAGUGAAGGUGGUCAUCCCCCCGGACUCGAUCCUGGACCCUUCAGACGACGCGGCUGUGGUGGGCGGCAACGUGCUCACAUCGCAAAGGAUCGUAGAUGUAGUACUUAAAGCAUUCCAGGUGUGUGCCGCAUCUCAGGGUUGUAUGAACAAUCUGACGCUCGGCGAGGACAGUUGGGGAUAUUACGAAACCGUGGCCGGCGGGAGCGGCGCUCCUUUUAAUGUCCCCACUGCUGGGGCGCAGGUAUUCCCUAUGGAUGGAAUAGGGAGACUGGGCCGUAACCCACCACGUGGGCCCUAUGCGGAUUGGCGGGUGCUAACGACUGCAGAUGAACCAAUGGCUUAUCGUGGCUUCCAAAGCACAAAGGAGCUCGAGAUAGGUAUGGGCUGGCACGGCGCUAGCGGUGUCCAUACUCACAUGACCAACACUCGCAUCACGGACGUGGAGAUAGUGGAACGCCGAUACCCAAUGCUGGUGUCCAAGUUCAGUAUCCGAGGUGGAUCGGGAGGAGCAGGUGAAUGGAAAGGCGGCGAUGGUGUGACGCGCGAACUGAUAUUCCGUCGCACGGUUCAGCUAUCAGUGCUCACUGAACGUCGAGCCUUCCAGCCGUACGGAAUGAACGGUAAUAUUGCCAUGUGUGGAGAGCCCGGGGCGAGAGGGCUCAAUUUACUACAACGCAAGGAAGGAAGAGUUAUCAAUUUAGGCGGAAAAACGUCUAUUGUCGCUUAUCCAGGGGAUAAAUACAUAAUGAAUUCACCCGGCGGUGGCGGAUACGGUCGACCGAAUUCCGAGUCGACAAACAAACCGACAGACAAGCAGUACAGUGAGUUUCUCGAAAGGGGCAGCGUUUACGAAUACAGGAGUGCACAGGAGUCGGUGUAA
Messenger RNA from Chilo suppressalis (striped riceborer), 4362 nucleotides. NCBI's taxonomy places the organism in Eukaryota, Metazoa, Arthropoda, Insecta, Lepidoptera, Crambidae. The record is from the annotation of a GenBank genome assembly.